Molecule: messenger RNA, 1044 nt
Organism: Dracunculus medinensis (Guinea worm)
Lineage: Eukaryota; Metazoa; Nematoda; Chromadorea; Rhabditida; Dracunculidae
Source: the annotation of a GenBank genome assembly
AUGUCGCACACUUCACGUUCGAUGACGAAUUUAGAUUCCACUAGCCGAUAUGAACCUAAACCGCGAUCUCACAGCCGUAGUCGCAUGGUUAUUGAGCGAACUGAGGUAAAACAGGGAAGCGGUCCUCGAAAUGAGGAAUUUAUGCAAGUAGAAGUAUCGAUGUCGAUGGAAACGAUGUUAGAUGAAGUUGCUCAUCCACCAUAUGUAAGCCUGCGUGCACCUAUAAAAAUUCAAUAUUCACCGGCAUCGACAUUAGCACGUGCCGAAUUCAUUUCUGAUACUGAAAGAUGGGCGCAAAAUGGACGGAUUAACGGCAGCAGUUUGACAGAAAUCGAUGAAAAACGCACAAGAUUGAAAACCGGAUCUUUGCGUGAGUUUCUAAGUGAUUAUGAAAAUAUUGUCGGUGGUGAACAUCGCUCACAAACUGUUGAAAAAACAAAAGAAUUAGAAUAUAAAGAAGAGAGUACAUUUGAGGCGACAAAGACUCGUUUUGGUGGUUCCACAGAUCCUAUUUUUAACAUUGCUUCAAAGUAUCCAUAUAGUUCAGCGUCUACAGUUCGAGCACCAAGUGAAUCUGCGAUUCAAGCACCAUCAAGCGAAUCGCCACUUCGAGUUUCUAAAGCUGUUAGUGAAUCAGCAAUUCGAAUACCGACUGAAUCGACAAUAACCACUGAAACAACCAUUACAACAACUACCGAAAUAACAAAUAUUGCUCAACUGAAAGACGGCGGUUCUGAUAUGUCAAAUAUACCAGUUUCACGCGUUCCGCCCCGAACUGCACCGCCUGCAAAAGCUGAUGUGAGUGCGCUUACACAACAAUUUGAAAUGAAUGCGAAACGGAACUGGAUGGAUAGUAAUGGAAUGAAAUGGACUCCUAAGGGAGGUCCAAAAGCGAAAGAACUUCCUCAAUUUCCAUCGAACGUGGAGUUCAGAACUACGCCAGCAGGUAGCAAAUAUAAAAAAGUCGAAUACGAAUUGAUUGAUUCAAAAAUUUCAACUGAAUCAGAUGGCGAACGAUCACGGGGAGUUGAAAAGGUUUAUUAA